CGAAACAGUGGCAGCACCCGGUGCUGGAGCUGUCCGUGGGGCUGCCGUGCCAACCAGGGGAGAAGAUGUCAGACUCGGAGGGGUGCCAGGAGGGUGCAGAAGGAGUGAGCCAAGUGGGAGAUGAAUCCCCUGAGGAGAACGAGAGGCUGACAGCACAGUGGAGCGUGGAAGAUGAGGAGGAGGCGGCGAGAGAGCGGCGGCGGCGGGAGCGGGAGAAGCAGCUGCGGUCCCAGGCAGAGGAGGGCUUGAAUGGCACCGUCUCCUGCUCAGAGAGUGCAGCUCUGGCACAGGAAAACCACUACGACUUCAAGCCAUCUGGGCCUUCGGAGCUGGAGGAAGAUGAGGGGUUCAGUGACUGGUCCCAGAAGCUCGAGCAGCGCAGGCAGAGGUCUCCAAGACAGUCCUACGAAGAAGAGGACAGUGGUGUGAGAGAAGCUGAGGUCAAACUGGAGCAGAUCCAGCUGGAUCAGGAAAGCCCAGAGAAGACUAUGGCUGUCAGAGAGGAAGAGAGGCUGUGCCAGGAGGAAGAAAAGGUUCAAGAACAGGAGGAGCAGGAACAAGCUGAGCAAGAGGAAAAGAAGAGAAGGCGAAAUGAUGGCGAGAAGGAAGAAGAAACACCAGAGAAACGGCAGAAGGCCCCGAGCCUUGGCAGCCUGGAAGAGGAGGAGCUGUGCUCUGACCACACUGCCGUGUGCUCCACAAAGAUCACGGACAGAACUGAGUCGCUGAACCGCUCGAUACAAAAAAGUAACAGCAUAAAGAAGAGUCAGCCUCCUCUCCCUGUGUCCAAGAUUGAUGACAGGCUGGAGCAGUACACACAGGCUAUUGAGACUUCCACAAAGGCUCCAAAGCCUGUCCGGCAGCCCUCUCUUGACCUUCCCACCACGAGCAUGAUGGUAGCCAGCACAAAAAGCCUCUGGGAGACUGGGGAGGUGACAGCUCAGUCUGCUGUGAAGCCCUCAGCCUGUAAGGAUAUUGUGGCUGGAGACAUUGUGAGUAAAAGAAGCCUUUGGGAACAGAAGGGGAGUACCAAACCUGAGAGCAGUGUCAAGUCCAUUCCUUCUGGCAAAAAGUAUAAAUUUGUUGCAACAGGCCAUGGCCAAUACAAGAAGGUGUUGAUAGACGAUGCUGCAGAGCAAUAGCAUGUCUGGAGAACUCAUUAACCAGCUGAGCUUGGUCCUGACUGAAUGCAACCCUCCAUGCCACUAUUUCCUCUGCUGCACAGAAGAUAAUUGAAGGAUGUUUCUCUUCUCCUGACUGCUGUCAGUCUGCUUUGGGGUACAGCCUGACUCCUCUUGGGGUUUGAGCAAUACCCCACACUGCCUCCAGAUGGAUGAAGGGAACUAGAUCAGCUGACAGAACUCAUCCCUGUUUUAACUUUCUAUGUGACUCUUUGGCUUCUUUUUCUUUUUUUUUUUUAAUCUGUCUCUGCUAUGGAGAUGAGAGGCUCUGUUCCCUCUCCUUAAGUGUUGGAA
Messenger RNA from Sturnus vulgaris (Common starling), 1475 nucleotides. RefSeq names its product lymphocyte specific protein 1 (gene LSP1). Gene Ontology annotation, molecular function: actin binding. The record is from RefSeq and is a predicted model, not a curated record. NCBI's taxonomy places the organism in Eukaryota, Metazoa, Chordata, Aves, Passeriformes, Sturnidae. Gene Ontology annotation, biological process: signal transduction.